AUGGGUGAUGUCUCUCUUCAAGGGAACCACAAUCAGAAUCUCAAUGCAGUUGAGAUGAAGGACGGUGCCAGACCAGCCGUUCUGCCGACUGAUGAGAAAGCUCCGCUGCAACCUAAUCAGACUUUCUAUAUCGUGCCUCACACUGGCUUCACCAAGGUCAUCCAGGUCCUUGACUUGACCCCUCAGAUCAAGGAGCGUAUCCCUUACAAUGGCUUCACCGACGCCUAUAAAGAGGCAGUCAAAGAGCUCGCCAAAAACUCCCCUCCAGAGCCCACUUACACCAUCACACGCCAGAACUGGGUGGCCUCGCGCAUGAUAGUCACCUCAGCCAGCGGGGCCGAAUUGGCAGCAUGGAAAGCGCCGCACUGGUCUCCUGGGACCACCACGCUGACCUUCCCUCGCAACUCUCCGCACUGCUCCCAUACCAUCGAGAUGAAGCCUGUGGGUUUCUGGCAUCGGUCGGAGCACUUUGUUAAGGACAGCGUGACGUAUACGUGGGAGAUGGAGUCGAAGCUCACUUCUUCUGCCUUCACGCUGCUCAAGAUCAUUGGCCAGAAAAAGGUCGAGGUCGCGAGAUAUGCGCAGAGCUUCGGGUUCACAACGGGCGGAACCUUGAUCCUGGAUUCGAGGGAGGUGGACGAGCUGGUGGUGGUGCUGACGUGCGCCGCCAUGCUGAAGAAGAAGAGGCUGCGGGAUCAAGAGUAUGCUAAUAGUGGAGCGGGACACUAG
This is a messenger RNA of Coniosporium apollinis CBS 100218, 729 nucleotides long. RefSeq lists its product as uncharacterized. The transcript is spliced from 2 exons. The record is from RefSeq and is a predicted model, not a curated record. Bases 1 to 729 code for a protein of 242 amino acids. Lineage: Eukaryota; Fungi; Ascomycota; Dothideomycetes.